Molecule: messenger RNA, 570 nt
Organism: Colletotrichum higginsianum IMI 349063
Lineage: Eukaryota; Fungi; Ascomycota; Sordariomycetes; Glomerellales; Glomerellaceae
Exons: 2
Coding region: 1-570 (189 amino acids)
Source: RefSeq, a predicted model, not a curated record
AUGGAACCCGCCACAUCCACAAGUUGCAACACACACCGGAUAUCCAAGAAUCCGCCGCCGCCGCCGCCGGCAACCAAGCCCGAGUCCAAAUCCAAGUCGGUAACCUCCAACGACCGGGUGACAACCGACGUGCUUCUCGCUAUCAAGCCCGUCCACCUCGCCAACAUCAUCACCCGGCAGAAGAACCAUGAGUAUCGUAAAUACCGACUGCGUGACGAGGUAACGCGGCUGUGGCUGUACGAGACGCGCGACGGCGGCGAGGGCCGCUCGUCUAUCACGCAUAUCGCAGUCAUCCCAGCUUCCGUGCGUCGCACCCCUGGCACCGUGCCGACCGAGCCCUUCGGCAUCGGCAAUGACGACUUCAAUGCUGGGCGCAAACAGUCAAAAUACGGCUACCCUCUGCUUGAACUCUACGAGCUGAUACGCCCCGUCACAGUAGCGGAGCUAAAGAGCCGCUGGGGGAUGGGCGGGGCGCCCAUGGGAUGGCGCUACCUGACAGCAGAUCUGUGGCAGGACCGAUGGGGAGAUGACGACCAGGGCAGGGGUGACAAGGUGGUUCAGGUGUUUUGA